UAGCCUACUCAGAGAGAUGUGAUAGUGUUCUGUCCCGUAGUAGCUCGCGCGAUCCCGUUGCCUGCACGCGGCCGAGCCUUUUAACAUCGCAAUCUCGGUCGACCCCUCGCGACUGGUGGAAACUGGAAACGGACUCGGACAUACGCAUGCACGCGCUCUGGUCGUUUCCACCACAUCAGCCCGGGGAUUACAACUGGCGUGGCUCGUGCACAGCUGGCCCGUGUUGUUUAUGUAAUAGCCGUGGUGCGAACUGAUGGUAACAUUAAAAUAUCACCGUUUGUUUCGUUCUGAUGACGGAGCGGCUGGUUCUGUUCGUUCUGAUGCUUUGAUAACAACGGAAUUUAACAGCGGGAACUGGGAGGAGUGUGAGUGUGAGCUCUCCCGUCACAUGCACGUAAAGCACGCACACACAGCUCGGUGAAAAUCAGCACACCGGAAAAUCUGUUUGGAAUACGGUGCGUCUCGCGCUCUUAACCUCUACCAGGGGAGAAGCCGCCCCGUCGCGGACAGAGGGCAGGCCGGAGAGAGAGACAGAGAGGAGGAGGAGGAGGGUUGGUAUAACGGGCAUCGGUUCGUCUGUCGGUCUGAGGGAUUCAGACAGCGGGUAGCUGUUCUCUACUGUAGCCGCAUCGCAGCCACCCAACCCCUAUACAUCUGCUGCUGUGGCCCGCUGACUGAGUGGAGGAUGAACGGAAGGGAUUAACGACGAGGGAGAUAGAGAGAGGGGGAAGAGGAGAGGGAUAGAGAGAGGAUGGGUAAGGACCAGGACCUGCUUCAUGCGGUGAAGACCGAGGAUCUUCUGACGGCGCAGCGGCUUCUCCAGCGACCCAGGCCCGGGAAAACCAAGUUGCUGGGAACAGCCAAGAGGGUCAAUGUUAACUUCCAGGACACAGACGGGUUGUCUCCUCUGCACCAUGCUGCUCUGAGCGGCAACAAGGAGCUGAUCUCUCUGCUGUUGGAGGCUCAGGCCACAGUGGACAUUAAGGACCAGAACGGUAUGCGUCCACUGCACUACGCGGCGUGGCAGGGGAAGACUGAGCCAAUGAAAAUGCUCCUGAAGGCGGGAUCAUCAGUCAACAUUCAAUCAGACGAGGGCCAGAUCCCCCUGCACCUAUCAGCACAGCACGGACAUUACGACGGGUCUGAGAUGUUGCUGCAGCACCAGUCUAAUCCGUGUAUCUCCGACACGGCCGGUAAGACUCCUCUGGACCUGGCCUGUGAAUUUGGACGAGUGGGGGUGGUCCAGCUGCUCCUCAGUAGUAAUGUCUGUGCAGCGAUGAUCGAGCCGAAGCCGUCGAACCCCAACGGCGUCUCUCCUCUUCACCUGGCCGCCAAGAACGGACACAUCGAUGUCAUACGUCUGCUGAUCCAAGCAGGUAUAGACAUCAACAGACAGUCAGAGUCGGGGACGGCGCUGCAUCAGGCAGCUCUCUGUGGAAAGACUGAGGUGGUGAGACUGCUGUUGGAUAGUGGCAUCAGUGCUGGGGUGAGGAACACUCUGUGUCAGACGGCUCUGGACAUCGUUAACCAGUUCACCGCCACACAGGCCAGCAGAGAGAUCAAACAGCUGCUGAGAGAUGCGUCAGCUGCGAUGCAGGUCAGAGCUCUGACAGAGUACUGCAACAACUACGACCUGACGAGCCUCAACAUCAAGACUGGAGACAUCAUCACGGUUCUGGAGCAGCAUUCUGACGGCCGGUGGAAGGGUUGUAUCCAUGACAACCGGACAGGAAAUGACCGCGUCGGCUACUUCCCCUCCAGCAUGGUGGAGGUGAUCAGCAAGAGGCCAGGUUCUCGGGGCUCUGAGUCCAGUCCCCACGGCUCUCCCACACUUGGCCAGCAGGGCGGCUCCAGCGAGGAUGUCUGGGUUCUCCGGAAGCCCCUCGCAGGUGGUGACCGUAGCAGCAGUGUGGGUAGUCUGGGUAGCGUUCGUUCCCUCGGCAGCGUCCAGAGUUCUGGAAAUACACAACACGCCCUGAAUACGCCUCCUCCGCCUGCCACAGCACACGCUACUAACACGCCAGCUAGCAGCCUGAACACACACGGCCUCAACGCUCCCGGGCUCCACGCGCAGUCGGAGGGAGUCAAGCUCCUAGCCACAGUGAUGUCCCAGUCAAUAAAGGCAAAGGAGCAUCUGUUGGAGCAGUCCAAGUCUGUGGAGCAGGCAGCAGCUGCUGCUAAGAGUCCAUCUGGUUGUCCUCCUCAAGAACAGCGCUCCUUUGAUCGCAAGGCAGAGGCAGAUGUGAAGAGUGAGGCGGUAGUGACCUGGUUGACUGAGUGUCAGCUGCAGUUCUACACCACUCACCUCCUCACCGCUGGCUAUGACCUAGACACCAUAGGCCACAUGACCCCCGAGGACCUGACAGCAAUCGGUGUAACUAAACCAGGCCAUCGUAAGAAGAUGACAUCAGAGAUCAGCAAACUGCCGUCUGGUGACUGGCUACCUGACCACAAACCAGCCAGCCUGGCAGAGUGGUUGUCAGCGAUUGGGCUGAACCAGUACUACCAGGUUCUGGUGCAAAAUGGAUAUGACAACAUCGACUUCAUCACUGAGAUCAGCUGGGAGGACCUGAAGGAGAUUGGCAUCACCAAGCUGGGCCACCAAAAGAAGAUGAUGUUAGCAGUGAGGAGACUGGGGAAGUUCCAGAGAGGAGAGAGUAUCUCUCAGCCUUCUACCCCUCCUUCUGGCUCCACCCCUCCUUCUGGCUCCACCCCUCCAUCCUCCUCCACUCCUCCCCCCUCUACCCCACUUCCCUCCACUGGGAGGGGUCAGAGGCCCCCCCUCACUAAACCCCGGCCAGGGAUUGAGUCCCCAACACACACACCCUCCCCACCUCACACUCCCACCAAGACCCACAAGGCUCGAGCCCACCCCUCCACCCAGCCCCCGCCAGCUGAUUCGCCAGUCCAAGAAGGGGGUGUGUCUGUUCCUUUACUCUGUCUGCCAAUGGAGGAGGAGCAUCGGCGAACUCACAGCCUGAUUGGCUACUCGGGGUACGAAGCCGAUGCCCUCUCGGUUACAGACUUCGCCCCUAGAUACGCCACGGUCUGCCGCAGCAGCUCGGCUCAACGCUCCGACCCCAAUGACGCAACUGUCAACCGCAGCCAAUCAUCAGUCACGCUGCGGCCCAGGAGGAAAGGCCGGCCCCCGACUCCGCCGAAACGGUCGUGUUCCUCCAUCUCCGGGGGCGACGGGCUGGGGGAGGGGCUGGGGGUAGUAGGGAUCAGGGAGAGGAGAGCCAGCGACUGUGGAGGGCUGGCGGAGAGGAGGGGGGAGGGGGGGCUGGUGAGGUCAGAGGGGGCGGGGGGGAGCGUCCGGAGCAUCGCCGCCAUGUUGGAGACAUCGAUGGGAGGAGUUGGUCCUGGAGGGGGAGGGGCCAAGACCCUGCCCAGAACCAUGGGAGGCAGAGGCAGCUACCUCAACCCUACACAGGUUAGUCCGGCGGCGUUGCGUCGUCAGGCCGGGUCAGGUGGUCUCGGGUCUGAUGAUGAUAUCAUGAAUCGGCGUCGGACCAUCAGCGGUCCGCUCACCGACCAGACAGACUCAGCCCAGAUCCAGUUCCCGCGGCAACACACUGAGCUACGCCCAGAACCCCGUCCACGCUCCACGGUCGUCACGCCGACAGGAGAAGGGCUUAUUACGGAUGGAACAGCGACCAUCAACCGAAGGAGAAAGCCCCACCCCCCCAACUAUUCUGACGCAGAGAAGUUCCAUCUGACGGAGACAGACACCAUUCGGCGACGCCCACGCAGCCGCGAGCACAGCAAUGACCAAUCCGACAACAGCACAACCACCAGCAGCCAACCAGCGAGUGCCACACCUGGCAGCGGCCAAACAGACAGCAGCAGGAAGAACGUUGACCAACCAGAGAGCAGCAGGAAGAGCGUUGACCAACCAGAGAGUAGCAUUGACCAAUUGCAUCACAGCCAGUUGGCCCCCCAGCAGGUGAAUGGAGGGGUCGACCAAUCUCACCGCAUCAUCCUGCGGAUACGGCCCGGGUCGGAGGCUGAGGGGGAGGUGGCCUCUCGCAGGGAGAGCUGUGAUAGGCCAGAAGUCAGGAAGCCGCUGAAGCCGCCGGUGUCGCCCAAACCCUCGAUGGUGGCCGUGAGGAGACAGCAGCAGGACCCCCCCACCCCGACCAGACGCGUUCCCUUACCUGGGCCUGAAGCUGACAGUCCUGCAGAUCCGCGGUGGAUGCCUCCCCCAGUCUCCUUCAAACCCUGCCCUCCUCCCACCGGUCCUAAACCCACCAAACCCUCACUCUCCUCCCCCACCCCUCUCCCUAGACCUCUCCCUGUCCCAGACACCCUCACCCCUCCCUCCCUGUCCCCUGUCCCCCCCUACACCUCCUCCUCCUCUCCCGCCACCAGCCCCUCCACUCCCCAGACCCCCUCCACCCCCGGUUCCACCCCCCACCCCGUCAAGCCUCCCCGCUCCUCCAUUUCUGGCCUCUCUGUCGACCUGCUGGUGGGGAGGGAGGGGGAGGAGAGGGAGGAGAGAGGGAGGGAGGAAGAAAGACUAAAAGAGGACCGGAGAGAAGUUGAGAAGGUGGAGGAGGAGAAGAGAGUUGAGAGGAGGAGAGAGAAGGAGGAGGUGGAGGAGGAGAGGAGAGUUGAGAGAAGGAGAGAGAAGGAGGAGGAGAGGAGAGUUGAGAGAAGGAGAGAGACGGAGGAGUUGGAGAGGAGAGUUGAGAGAAGGAGAGAGCAGGAGGAGGAGCAGACCAAGGAGGAGGCUCCAGCCCAAGUAGGGGAGGAGGAGGAAGAAGAGGAGGUGCAUCAUCUGAGGUUGGAGGAGACCAGCGCCUCCCUAGCUGCAGCUCUGGAAGCUGUGGAGCAGAAGAUUAACCAGGAUCACACACACAACCAUUCUCUACUGGAGGAGAAGACGACAGUCAACAUUCUAGACGACAUCGGCAGCAUGUUUGACGACCUGGCGGACCAGUUGGACGCCAUGUUGGACUAGAGCUCCCAGCGUCGCUACGACAACCAGCCAAGAGCUGACUGCUUACGCCAGCUAUCCCAGGGUGCUUUGCGGCUCCUGUAUAGAAUAGCUAUGAUAGAAGUGUUCCUGUGUGUUCAUAUUCCUGACGUAGUGCACUACUAUAGAGCUCGGGUCGACUGCACUACAUAGGAGGGAAUGGGGAUGUUACCGUGGUGAUGUUACCGUGGUGUUGGGUGGUAGAUGUUCCUGAAGCAGGAAGUUGUAGAUGUUUGUAUUCUCCCUCCCCUCUCAUUGGUCAAGAAGUAUUCUGAAAGCACACACACACACAUGCAGGUAGACAGACAGCCACAAGGUGUUAAGCACAGAAACAGACAGACAGACAGACAGACAUACAGACAAACACAAGGUGUUAAGCACAGAAACAGACAGACAGACAGACACAAGGUGUUAAGCACAGAA
Molecule: messenger RNA, 5401 nt
Organism: Oncorhynchus mykiss (rainbow trout)
Lineage: Eukaryota; Metazoa; Chordata; Actinopteri; Salmoniformes; Salmonidae
Source: RefSeq, a predicted model, not a curated record